CAAAAAGUGCAGUUGCAGUUGCAUUCCCGCAAAGACAUCACUAUGAAGGUUCUCAUUCUCCUCCUGAGUCUGGCUCUUGUUUUGGCCUCCGCCGACCACCACGAGCACCAUCACCACGCCGAUGGCGCCUCCUCCUAUGUGGUGAAGAGCCAUGACGAUCUGGUAUCCUAUCGCAAUGCCUGCGCGGAGAAGGUACAUGCUCCAGCCGAGCUCGUGGCCAAAUACAAGAAGUGGGAGUACCCCGAUGAUGCGGUUACGCACUGCUAUCUGGCCUGCGUCUUUGAGAAGUUCGGAUUCUACGAUGAAGAGCAUGGUUUCGAUGUGCACAAAGUGCAUGUUCAGCUCUCUGGUCCCGGUUCUUCCGUUGAUCAUUCUGACGAGACUCACCAGAAGAUUGCCCAGUGCGCCGAGACCCAUUCGAAGGAACACAACUCCUGCGCCAAGGCCUACCACUCUGGCAUGUGCUUCAUGAACGCCAAUCUGAAUUUGGUCCAGCACAGCGUCCAAGCCUAGGGUUCACGUUCGGAACAUCCUCUGGACCAGAACAUUCCUGAUCAUUUGUCAAAAGUUCAAUAAAAAUAUAGGUUUUUGAAU
Molecule: messenger RNA, 594 nt
Organism: Drosophila pseudoobscura
Lineage: Eukaryota; Metazoa; Arthropoda; Insecta; Diptera; Drosophilidae
Gene: Obp99b
Product: Odorant-binding protein 99b
Exons: 1
Coding region: 43-513 (156 amino acids)
Biological process (GO): sensory perception of smell
Molecular function (GO): odorant binding
Source: RefSeq, a predicted model, not a curated record